UCACCGCCAUUGUAAGGACGGUGACAUACGCCUAUAAAUAGGCAUGUAGUAUGUCAAUUGAGAAUUAAGCCAGAAAGCUUCAAGAUCAUUAAGUGCUUACUCUGUUUUUCCCUUUCACUCCCAAGCUACACGGCUCCUUCCUAUUUCAACUUUUGCUCUAAUAUAACAACCUUUUUCCAAAACCAUCCUAUUAACUAUAUUCAAAUACUAAUAGUGGUACCAGAGCUACGUUCGAUCAUACAUUGGGCGUAGUUAUAUUACCUCCCUACUAUUUCAAAACUAUCCCACCUACUAUUAAAAAUUUCUCUUGCACUUAUAACCCACUUCCAUAAUUUUUCUAAGCUAUGGCUAACGCCUCCCAACCUUCAUCUAUCACUGUCCCUAUUUUCAAUGGGGAAAACUAUGAUUAUUGGAGUGCAAAAAUGAAGACAUAUUUUUGCUUCCAAGAUUGUUGGGAUGUCGUGGAAGAAGGAUAUACUACUCCUGCAGAUACUUCAGCUCUCACUGCAGCACAAAAGAAAGAGCUGAAGGAGAAUAAGCUCAAAGAUUCAAAGGCGCUAUUCACUUUGCAACAGGCAGUGACCGACGCAAUUUUUCCAAGAAUAUUGGGUUCUAAAAGUGCAAAAGAGGCUUGGGAUACGUUAAAGGAGGAGUUCCAAGGUAGCGACAAGGUUAACCCAGUCAACCAAUAUGCAAUCCGGAACGGAUGGACAUCAAAUGGAUCAGCCCUAACACCAGCCACGGUGGGACCAUUUCGGCCCGCGUGCCUCUUACACCACACAAAGGUAGUCAGAUCAGCAGUAAACCCGUAGGUCUGCCAUUUCGGUCUGCUACUAAGAGUCACCUAGCAGCGCUCUUACGCCGAAAUCCUGGUCUUAUAACCAAUUUUGGAAUCCGCCGUGGUCCGGUAUCUCGCCGUGUUUAAACCACUUAAUGAGUGCAUGCAAUGCAGUGAUUAGCCAAACAACGUCUCCGACCUCACUCGACACGUCUCCACGUGUUCUAGCUAAAUUAAUGUCUCUAAAAGCUUACCCUAAGGUAAAGUCGAUUCUGCGACAAAAUACAAUAAUCAUAAAAUGAGUGCAACCACUCACGAUGACUCUUCGGGUCAUCAAUGCUCUCACGAAGUCUCACGCUUCAGUGAAGUUUCAUGCUCUCACAAGGUCUCACGCCUCAGUGGAGUUCCAUGCUUUCCACAAGGUCUCACGCCUCAGUGAAGCUUCAUGCUGUUCACGAGGUCUCACGCCUCAGUGAAGAUCCAUGCUUUCCACAAGGUCUCACGCCUCAGUGGAGUAUCACGCAUUCACAAGGUCUCACGCCUCAGUGAAGCUUCUCGGCUCAUCCUUUGGAUGGCUAACAAACUGCUCAACGAGCGAAGGAGUACCAACAUACUCAGAACUUACCAAACUCCUCAACACUUGGAUCCGACGACACUUCUCCUUUUCCAAAAACUAAGGUUUGCAUCCGAAGCUUCCUUUCGAGUUUAUUAUCUUUAUUUAAAGAUUUAGAGGUUGUUUAAUGUCUUAUGAGUUUUCUUUUCAAAAUAAUAUCCUUUUUAGUCUUAUCGAAAUUCCUAUAAGUUCUCGGGAUCUCCUAAUCCCCAAAUGACUCCAGAGAAUGUCUCGAUCCAUACACAUCAUAACAAGGCCCGAAUCUCAUUCGUCCUAUCAAACUUUCUCAAAACUCUCAAAUAAAAAUCGGCAUGACCUGCCCGCUAUUCUCACGAUUCAGAAUUUCAGAUUAUAGUGCAAAAGCAGAAUUAACUUAUCAUAAUCAAUCAACAUGUCAUAGGUCAAUAUCUUAAGCAAUAACCACAUAGCACUUAGCAUAUAAGGCAUGCACCACACAUCCUAAAUUACCCAAUUAGCACUUAGCAUGUAAGACAAUCUCAAAAACAUUCAGUAGAUGAAUCAUCUACAUUGUCAGCCGAAGCCUCAGAAAACAUUUUCCAAUCACACACAAUUCCAGUGCAUAAACAGUAAACAAUGUCGAAACAUCGACCCUAAGCAUUAACUAGAGAUUCAGUGAGAAGCCCUCACCUGAAGGUUCUCCAGAAUGAUCAACUAGUGCUUCCUCGCUCUCAAAGUGUUGGUCCUCGGGGAAAUCCUCAAAAGCACCUUUACAAUAAAAUCACAGAAUACUAUUAGAAUCUAUCGGAAA
Molecule: messenger RNA, 2160 nt
Organism: Lotus japonicus
Lineage: Eukaryota; Viridiplantae; Streptophyta; Magnoliopsida; Fabales; Fabaceae
Exons: 2
Coding region: 345-812 (155 amino acids)
Source: RefSeq, a predicted model, not a curated record